Amyelois transitella is the source of this 2129-nucleotide messenger RNA. Its product is annotated as kanadaptin. The transcript has 11 exons. Lineage: Eukaryota; Metazoa; Arthropoda; Insecta; Lepidoptera; Pyralidae. The record is from RefSeq and is a predicted model, not a curated record. The coding region runs from base 191 to 2098 and encodes 635 amino acids. Gene Ontology annotation, molecular function: protein binding; mRNA binding.
UGGCUCGGACGUAGAACGUAGACAGGUCCGCCUUGCCUUUCCUUGAUUUAUAAAAAAAACGGAAUUGAAUUUUACUGAAUAGUAAAUAAAUAAUUCAUUUGUAUUAUUUUUUUUAACAUAGUACCUAUCGAAUAUUGUGUUUAUUCAUCGAGUUUAGUGCUCCUAUUUAUACUUAUUUGUAACCUUAAAAAUGGAAGAGGAUAAAUCAAUAGAAAAUUCCCAAAAUGAAACUAAAAUUGAAUUCAAGAAGCCUGUCCUUAUUGGGCGCAUCGGAAAGCUUCCUAAAAAAGCCAAGAGUGAUAUCGAAAAGCCUACCGAACCAAAAGCUGACGAAAAAACGAAUGAAUCUUCAGGAGAUAGUUCGUCCAAAAGCAACCUGCCUCCGGCCGUUUUACUGAAAGAAUUGUCGACCCCAAUUCCAUACAAAGAACCCAAGUGGUCUGGGCUUUGUCCAGAUGGUUCAGAAUACGGUUUAGAAGUCCUCAAAUCCGGCAUGAUUGUGGAAAAAGUUGAUUUGACAAACAAAGCGUUUUACGUGUUUGGGCGGCUGGCUAAUUGUGAUGUCAUAAUGGCACACCCCACCAUAUCAAGACACCAUGCAGUCCUUCAAUACAAAGCGUUCGCCACAGAAGGAGAGCCACCCUCCGGAUGGUAUCUCUAUGACCUUGGCAGCACCCAUGGGACAUUCCUCAACAGAGAGCGCUUGAAGACCAGCCAUUACACCAGGGUGAGGGUUGGACAUCAGAUCAAGUUUGGGAACAGCACAAGGACUUACAUUAUGCUGGGUCCAGAUUUCGACUGCGAUGGAGAAUCGGAACUCACCGUGUCUGAGAUCAAACAGAGAGCUGAGAACAUGAAGGCAGAGCGAGAGAGAAUGAUACAGGAGGCGGUAGAACAGAGAGAGAAAGAUAGAUUGGCUGAGGAGAAGCGGCGGGAGGAGCAGGGGAUUGAUUGGGGAAUGGGAGAGGACGCUGAAGACGAACCAGAUUUAGCGGACAAUCCAUACGCGGUGACGGCCAAUGAGGAACUGUAUCUGGAGGAUCCCAAGAAAACAUUGCGAGGUUAUUACGAGAGGGAGGGGCACGAGUUGCUGUAUGACUGCGAGGAGAGAGCGCCCGGGCAGUUCAUGUGCAGAGUGGAGUUGCCAAUAGACGACGCCAGAGGGCGCCCCGUGACGGCGGAAGUGCUCCACCGCGGCAAGAAGAAGGAGGCGGUGGUCGCGUGCGCAUUGGAGGCCUGCCGGGUGCUGGACAGGGCCGGGCUGUUGAGGCAGUCUAAACACGAGUCCCGUCGUCGCAAAGAGAGAGACUGGUCGGCUGAUGACUAUUACGAUUCAGAUGACGACACGUUCCUGGACCGAACGGGGGCCGUGGAGAAGAAGAGGAACAUACGUAUGAAGAAGCAUACCCAACAGCCGGAGAAACCUCUCACUUAUGAUGACCUGCUAAAACAAAUAACGGACAUCGAAACCAAAAUAUCAGCCGAAGAGAAGUGCCUGGCGAGAUUGCGGGAAAACUCCAAGCCUGUACAGCAUUCCAGCGAGGAAGACGCCUUGGACGCCUUCAUGAGCACGCUGAGCGGUAAACAGAGCGUUGCCCAGAAAGCUGACAUUUCCAAUGCGAAGAUGAACAUAAGAAAACUACAAGCGGAACUUAGCAAAGUGCAAAGGUUAGCGGAAAUAGCGCGACCGGCACAUCUCCCGCCGCUAAUAAAGAAAGGGACGGACAGACAAGAAAACAAGAUGGCGGUCAAAGUCGGAUCUAAUUCAGUUGUUUAUGGGAAAAGAAUAAGAUUAAAAGAAGACGCAGAAAGGCGGCCAAAAGUGAGAAAAGAAGUUAAACAAGAGGAGAAAGAGUUUGUAGAAGAAAUGGACUCGGACGAGGAAGUCAAGGACGAUAAAGCAGAUAUUGAGAGUGAGAAGAAGACUGUUGAUGAUACGAGCGCGAACGAGACAGCAACAGAUGCCAGUGAGAGUGAAAGAGACGAAACGCCGAGGAAAAUGUACGGGCCAAUGAGACCGCCGGAAGAUUAUGUCAUACCUGAAAACUAUUUUGAUCAAGAAACAGAGAGGGAUUUACCCGAAAUUAUAGAGGAAUAAUGUUAAGCAAUAAAUUAUUUUAUUGUUUCUA